GGAAAGUUGAUCGACCAACCGGCAGUACGUGAACUACGAAGAAAACGGGGCAGAAGCAGAAGCAGUUUGAUCACGCUGAAAAUUUCUUUCAAACGUGUCUCGGCCUUCGGCAAGUAACCAACCCGAAAAACCGUUAUAUACGGAUACCAAGUGAUGCUAGAUUGUAGUUAUCUGUUGAAGCAAUAGUUUGUGAACCGUUUUCAAUUGAGGGAAGUCGAGUUUAUUUCGCCAUAAGUGAAAUUAAAAUUAUAACCUCAAUCGGGUGACGUAGGCCAGCAGCACCAAAAAUGGGACGCGGUCGACCGAAGCGCGAAAACCCCUCCAACGGGGAUGCUCCUGCUGCUAAAAUUCCCAGAACCAGCACAAAAUCUUCUCUACUUCUUCCACGCCGUAGAUGAGCUACAGCUUCCCACGUUGCCUAAGCUGUGCGGAAAUGUGCUGUCCUGCGGCCAGGGUGAGGUUGGGCAGCUGGGCCUCGGCGAGGACGUGAUGGAAAAAACCCGGCCGGCUCUGAUUGACGGGCUGCGGGAUAUUGUGGACAUUUCGGCCGGAGGAAUGCACAACCUCUGCCUGACCCGAAAGGGCGAGGUGUUCUCGUUCGGAUGCAACGACGAGGGAGCCCUAGGCCGGGCAACGGCCGAUGAGGAGGGUUCCGAGUUCAUUCCACGCAAGAUUGAGCUGCCGGCACCGUGUCUCAAAAUAUCGGCCGGCGAUUCACAUUCCGCAUGUUUGCUGAACGACGGGCGGGUCUAUGCCUGGGGGUCGUUCCGGGAUUCUCACGGCAACAUGGGUCUCACGUUGGAAGGUAACAAACGGCUCCCGAUCCAGGUCAUCCCCGGUAUUCGAUCGGUGGACAUUGCCUCCGGAGGGGAUCACUUGGUCAUCCUAGCAGAGAAUGGACACGUCUACACGGUUGGUUGUGCCGAACAAGGUCAGCUAGGACGCAUUUCAACUCGGGCCGCAUCAGGUGAAUCGCGAAGAGGCAAAACCGAUCUGCUUCAACCGGGUGUGGUGACCCUUAAAGGUAAAAAGGUACAGGCCGAUGCCAUAUGGGCUUCCACAUAUUGCACCUUCUACAAAGACCACAGCACGGGGCGAAUCUUUGCCUUCGGAUUAAACAAUUAUUGCCAGUUGGGAAUCCCCAAUCCUAGCGAAAACGUCGUAAAACCGGUAUUCGUACCGGAACUCACCAGCUUUACAGACGUCAAAAGCAUCACCGGAGGGCAGCAUCACACGAUGGUCCUCAAGAAUGACGACAAGGUGUACGUUAUCGGCCGCAAGGAGUACGGUCGAUUAGGUCUAGGGGAAGUUAACGCCGAUGCCAUAACACUGACACCAGUUGAAACUCUCGCAAACCGGAACAUUGGGGAUAUUGCGUGUGGCGAAAGUACUUCGUUUGCAGUAACCGACAAGGGAGAGGUCUUUGCUUGGGGAAUGGGAUCCAAUCAGCAGCUGGGAACUGGCAGUGAAGACGAUGAAACCAGCCCCGUUCAGAUCAGCAGCAAACAGGUACAGGGUAAAAAGAUCCUCAAAGUUUCCAGCGGCGGACAGCACAGCUUGUUUCUCGUGGAGGAGAAACCAUCGAAGGAUCCUACACCGGUUCCGGAACCGAAACCCGUCAAGGAGUCCUCAAGCGGCAGCAACAGCAAGUCAAGCACAGAACCUGAACCCGAAUCAACAGAAGAUAGCACGGAGGACAAAUCGACAGACGCCGCUGCGGAAGUUCCAAAAACUAAUGGAACCGCGCCAAAGGAAAACGGAGAUGUCCCAACCACCACUGCUUCUACCGGUGGAGGAGGUCGAGGUCGCAAACGGAAGCUGUGAGCAGCAGCUGCAAUCUACUCGACUUGUUAGGUUUAGCUAGUUAAUCGACUUAAACAGACAAAUCCCCAUUUGAACUUUUUGAUAGUUUAGAGAUCCCGAUACUGCACGCCAUUUUCAAUCGCUCACAACUACUAGGAUCUUUCACAAAAUUUGAUCUAGCCUGUCACCUGUUCAAUUUUUGUUGCACCUUCUUAUUACAUUUUGCACGCUGUCGAUGUUUCAAGUUUCAUAACUAUCCGUUGGUUUUUCUUUACCUUUGUACUCUAUACUGAUCAUCUCGCUACUUACCGUUACAUUGGAAAUCAUGAAUUUCAUAUAACAUAAAAAUUUUAGGCUAGUGAAAGGAUGUGUGUAGGCAACAGGACGGAAUUGACGAAUGAUAGGGAGAUAGAGAGUAUUGAAUGUCAGUAAUUAUUGUUUUUUUUUCUGCCGUAUCCGCAAGGGAUAUAUUUCGAAAUUAACUUAUUUCCAACCCUGUUUUGGCUGUCUGAUGAGAUUCAAACAAUAAAAUGUUGAAUAAAAUAACAA
Messenger RNA from Uranotaenia lowii, 2352 nucleotides. It is a transcript of the gene Rcc1, whose product is annotated as regulator of chromosome condensation. Bases 331 to 1824 code for a protein of 497 amino acids. The transcript is spliced from 4 exons. Gene Ontology annotation, cellular component: cytoplasm. Lineage: Eukaryota; Metazoa; Arthropoda; Insecta; Diptera; Culicidae. Gene Ontology annotation, molecular function: guanyl-nucleotide exchange factor activity. The record is from RefSeq and is a predicted model, not a curated record.